GCAACCGGGGCCCGCGUUGUUGGGUUGUGUACUUGUCCUCUCUGAAGUGAUUCGUCGUGCGCUUACCGCCUCCCACGUGGCCGAAAGAAAUAAACUUCUAGCUAGUUUACCAAGCAUUCCAUAAUUUAGCUAGGAUUCUCGGAGAAAUGUCUAAAAUAGAGUUGUUGGGAUUGAUUUUCAACCAGGGAUUUAGAGCGGCUCCUGAGUUGUUUAGAGCCGUUGAAAAAACUACAACAAAGUACCAGGGAAAACAUUCCCUAUCGAAAGAGGAGAACGCCCGUCUACAGAAGCUGCUUGAUAUCCUCCUGAAACCGGAGAUAAAGUUACAUAGAACAGACCUCCAACAGCUCAAUGUCUCUGAAGUGGAGGUUCCCCCUGAGCAGCAGCACUGUGAGCAGGAGUGGAGCCCCAGUCUGGGGCAGGAGGACUUGGAGCCCACACAGAUUAAAGAGGAACUCUGGACCAGCCAGGGGAGAAACAGGAGGAGAAAGAAAGAGAAACAGGAGGAAUGUCAAGAGCUGGAGUAUAAUACUAAAGACUCUGUGUUCACUCCUCCCUGUGUGAAAAGUGACUAUGAUCAGUACCCAACUCGGUCGUCACAUCUUAACAAAACCCAAAAUAAGGAAUGCAAAAAUGGAGACUCGCCCGCUGAACAGAUGAAAACAGAAUCUCAAGAAGAGAACUCUUCAGAACCAGCCAGUGACUCUCAGGCCCUCUCUGCAGUAAACCCAGGCUGUUCUGCAGCUCAGGGUGAUGACAAUGAAAGUGUUCAUAGGAAGGAGAGUGCAAAAUCACUGUCUGCUUUCAAGACGCAGAUAUCAAAGAGGAGGCGGACAGAAAAAGGACAAAGCCCUGCUGGUCCUUGUUGCAAGGUGUGUGGAAGGCCUUGUCAGUCCUUUGGAGCUUUAUUGAUACAUUUGAAAAGUCACAGAAAAGAUCAUGAACAAAUUUGUGGAGUUUGUGGAAAAAACUGUCAAUCCCUAAAAUGUGUGAUGGAUCACAUUUUACAAACUCACAGAACUAGGUUUUGUGAUGUUUGUGGUAAAAGUUUUGAUGCUACUAAGGAUCUGGAAAAGCAUAUGAGGACCCACACAGGGGAGAAACCAUAUCCCUGUAAUGACUGUGCUAAAUAUUUUGUCAGUAUUGCAAAUCUGAAUUUGCAUAUGAAGACGGUCCACACAGGGGAGAAAUCACACUCCUGCCAUGAAUGUGGCAAAUGUUAUGCUCAGAGUGGAAAUCUGAAUGCGCAUAUGAGGAUCCACACUGGAGAGAAACCAUAUCACUGUAAUGAUUGUGGCAAAACAUUCCGCCUUGGCACUUCCCUUAAAAUGCAUAUAAGGACUCAUACAAGGGAGAAACCAUAUCGCUGCCAGGAUUGUGGCAGUUCAUUUGCUAGGAUGGAGCACCUGAAAAAUCAUAGCAGGAUUCACACAGGGGAGAAACCAUAUAGCUGUCCUGAAUGUGGCAAAUGCUUCCUUCAGAAUGGUAAUCUAAAAUUGCACAUGAGAAUUCACACAGGGGAGAAAUCACAUCAGUGUCAAGUUUGUAACAAAUGUUUCACUUAUAGCCAUACUCUAACAGUGCAUAUGAGAGUUCACACCAAUGACAAACCGUUUCACUGCCAGGAGUGUGACUUAUGUUUCAGUCAGAGCUCCAACUUGAAUCGGCACAUGAAGAGACACAGAGGGGAGAAACCACACCACUGUCACGUUUGUGGCAAAUCUUUCUCCACAGGUUUUCAGUUGAAUGUGCAUUUGAGAAUUCACACAGGGGAAAAACCGCAUGCGUGUCCUACAUGUCCAAAAUGCUUCAGCGACAGAGGGGCAUUAAAUAGUCAUCAGAAAAUACACACUGAGAAGAAGCCAUAUUGCUACGAUUGUCUUAAAUGCUUCAGAUCAAAGCAACGCCUGAGAGAACACAAAGAGAGUAUGCACAAAAACAUGGCUGUGCCCUGUGUAGGGGAAGGUGAUUUGACAGAAGAUUGAGAGGGACAUUCAGUUUUCUUGGGUGGAUAAGAUAUGACUGAAUUAACGCUUGAACUAUGAGAACGUUGCCAGGCUAACAGGGCUGCUACACCGGACACGUAACAUUUGCACAGCGUGAUACAUGCAUAUUCAUUUAAAUGAAAUCAGGCGUAAGCACGCUGGCUAUGCAAGUGGAGUCCUUGCUCAUUUGACACAAAGGACAUUUGAACUGUAGAACUGUAUCUGUAUUUAACUUAGUGUGUUAUUGAUGAGCUUUGUCUAGUAAGCAUAAAGUUAUGUCCGGCUUCAAUCCGAUCUCGCGUUGUUCCGAUUUCAAGUAAAUUUCAGAUUGAAUUGACGUAUGCAGCGUUCAGCCUACCGUGAAUGCAAUAUCCCCGAACAUUGCCUUUCAAAGGUGCGUUGUCGGAUUGAAUCCUGGCCAUAAACAUCUGCAGUGUUCAUAUGAAUCUUACAGCACUAAAGGGUGGUGAUACACUUUUUAAAAUUGCGGGCAAACAUUUGAGGACUGAAAUCAACAUCCUCUGCAUAACAAUGGCUAACUGAACCUUCCCAAAGCAGCUGUUUUGAUUAUGCAGAAGAUGUUGAUUGUGCUCUUCAAGUCCUCACUGUCAGCCCUAGCUAUGGAAACAAUUUCCCUAGUAUAACACAAGGGUGUAUACUUUGGUAUAACAGUCAAAGCAGCAUAAUGGCAUUCCCCUAAACUAAAGAGGCUACAGGCAUGCUAGUAGAUACUCAGACUUCCAGUCAUUGCGCUAAAACUAGUUGGUCGCGAAACUACAUCCAACUUCCUUCAUGCUGAACACAGACAUAACAAUGAUAUUGCCAAAAUCCCGAAGUAUUUUAGUCUAAAGUGGCUGGUCUCCUUUUCUGGGAAACCCUUCUGCAGGCUUCCAAAUGAGUGAAGAUGGAGAGGAAGUCUCUAAUCGCAUCUUCUUACUGAAUAAGCCAAAUAUGUUCUAUUAUAGAGAUAGUCGAGUGACCGCUCUAAUGGAAAUGCAUGUCCUCAAAGAUGGGAGGUCAGAGGGGAGUUAGUUAGCGAGGUAACUUUGGUCAACUGAGUACAACUCGGGAUAACCGGUCAUAAGAAAGUAGCUCACCUUUUAGCCAGCAAAAUUUAUAUGGCAACAAAUCCCUCAGAACUAACUCAUGACUAGUUCCAAUUACCCUUGAAUGGAAUGACUGUGCCACAAGUUGUGGUUCAAUGCAAUCAGAUUCCUUCCCUCUUGCAAAGAUCGCGUCACCAUGCCCUUCAUUUGAUGAAGAGUACUGAUUUAAAUAUUACAUUAUACUUUUAAUAACAAUGCAUUUUAAACUUCACGCACAGUUGCGCUUUUGUAUUACUUAAUACUUAUUUUAUGGAUAGUGGGAAAAAAGGUUGUGGUUGUGCAUUGAUAAACAUUACUUCUAAAAACCUAUUUUGCAAAAUAACUUUUUUUCCCCGAUUUCGGCGCAAAAGAAAAUGUGGAACUAACUAGCCCAUGGAUUGAUGUUUCAUGAAGAGUUUGCCUAAUGGUCGACCGAUUAAUCGGCGCCGAUAUCAAGCUCUCGUAGUUAUGGCCAAUUAUUUUGCAAUCCGUGAAGAAACUGCGUGGCAGGCUGACCGCGAGUGCAGUGUCAAAAGGACAUUGUGGCUGCAAUGAGCCACGGUAAGUUGCUAGCUAGCAUUAAACUUAUUUUAAAAACGAUCAAUCUUCACAAUCACUAGUUAACUACAUGGUUGAUGAUAUUAGGUUAACUAGCUUGUCCUGCGUUGCAUAUAAAUUAACAGGCAUCGCAUUAUUAUCAUCUAAUCACAGCCUCAUUCAACUUCGCCAAACGGGUGAUUUAACAAAAGCGCAUUUGCGAAAAAAACAUUCGUUGCACAAAAUGUACCUAACCAUAAACAUCAAUACCUUUCUUAAAAUCAAUACACAGAAGUAUAUUUUAUUAUAUAUUUAGUUUAAAUAAAUGCAUGUUAGCAGGCAAUAUUAACUAGGGAAAUUGUGUCACUUCUCUUGCGUUCAGUGCAAGCAGAGUUGGGGUAUAUUCAACAGUUUGGGCCGCCUGGCUCGUUGCGAACUGUGUUUCUCCCUAACAAAGACCAUAAUUAAUUUGCCAGAAUUUUACAUAAUUAUGACGGUUGUGCAAUGUAACAGCAGUAUUUAGACUUAGGGUUGCCACCAGUUCGACAACACGCGUUGGUUCUGUAUUUCACUGAAAGAAUAAACAUUUUGUUUUCUAAAUGAUAGUUUCUGGAUUUCAAUAUAUUAAUGACCAAAGGCUCGUAUUUCUGUGUGUUUAUCAUUGAGUCUAUGAUUUGAUAGAGCAGUCUAACUGAGCGGUGGUAGGCAGCAGCAGGCUCAUAAGCAUUCAUUCGAGCAGCUCUUAGCAAUGGUUGUUGCACAGCGCUGUUUGACUUCAAGCCUAUGAACUCCCGAGAUUAGGCUGGCAAUACUAGUCUUUUUUUUAUUUCACCUUUAUUUAACCAGAUAGGCUAGUUGAGAACAAGUUCUCAAUUACAACUGCGACCUGGCCAAGAUAAAGCAUAGCAGUUCGACCCAUACAACAGAGUUACACAUGGAAUAAACAAACAUACAGUGUGUGCAAAUAAGGGAGGUACAGCAUAAAUAGGCCAUAGUGGCGAGUUAAUUACGAUAUACAAAUUAAACACUGGAGUGAUAGGUGUGUGAAGUUAGUGAGGGAGAUAUGGGUCUCCAGCUUCAGUGAUUUUUGCAGUUCGUUCCAGUCAUUGGGAGCAGAGAACUGGAAGGAAAGGCGGCCAAAGGAGGAAUUGGCUUUGGGGGUGGCCAGUGAAAUAUGCAUGCUGCGGGUGGAUGCUGCUAUGGGGACCAGUGAAUGGAGAUGAGGCGGGGCUUUACCUAGCAACUCGUAGAUGACCUGGAGCCAUUGGGUUUGGCGGCGAGUAUGAAGCGCGGGCCAGUCAACGAGAGCGUACAGGUCACAGUGGUGGGUAGUAUAUGGGGCUUGUGACAAAAGGGAUGGCACUGUGAUAGACUGCAUCCAAUUUGUUGAGUAGUGUUGGAGGCUAUUUUGUUAAGGACAUCGCCGAAGUCGAGGAUCGGUAGGAUAGUCAGUUUUACGAGGGUAUGUUUGGCAGCAUGAGUGAAGGAUGCUUUGUUGCGAAAUUGGAAGCGAAUUCUAGAUUUAAUUUUGGAUUGGAGAUGCGAGUCUGGAAGGAGAGUUUACAGUCGAACCAGACACCUAGGUAUUUGUAGAUGUCCACAUAUUCUACGUCAGAACCGUCCAGAGUAGUGAUGUUGGACGGGCGGGCAGGUGUGGGCAGCGAUCGGUUGAAGAGCAUGCAUUUAGUUUUACUUGCAUUUAAGAGCAGUUGGAGGCCACGGAAGGAGAGUUGUAUGGCAUUGAAGCUCGUCUGGAGGUUAGUUAAGUGUCCAAAGAAGUAUACAGAAUGGUGUUGUCUGCGUACAGUCACCAGCAGAAAGAGCGACAUUGAUGUAUACAGAGAAGAGUCGGCCCGAGAAUAGAACCCUGUGGCACCCCCAUAGAGACUGCCAGAGGUCCGGACAACAGCCCCUCCGAUUUGACACGCUGAACUCUGUCAGAGAAGUAGUUGGUGAACCAGGCGAGGCAGUCAUUUGAGAAACCAAGGCUGUUGAGUCUGCCGAUAAGAAUGUGAUGAUUGACAGUCGAAAGCCUUGGCCAGGUCAAUGAAUACAGCUGCACAGUAUUGUCUCUUAUCAAUGGCAGUUAUAUCGUUUAGGACCUUGAGCGUGGCUGAGGUGCACCCAUGACCAGCUCGGAAACCAGAGCGGAGAAGGUACGGUGGGAUUCGAAAUGGUCGGUGAUCUGUUUGUUAACUUGGCUUUCGAAGACCUUAGAAAUGCAGGGUAGGAUAGAUAUAGGUAUGUAGCAGUUUGGGUCUAGAGUGUCUCCCCCUAUGAAGAGGGAGAUGACCACGGCAGCUUUCCAAUCUUUGGGGUUCUCAGACGAUACGAAAGAGGUUGAACAGGCUAGUAAUAAGGGGUUGCAACAAUUUCAGAACGAGAGGGUCCAGAUUGUCUAGCCCGGCUGAUUUGUAGGGGUCCAGAUUUUGCAGCUCUUUCAGAACAUCAGCUAUCUGGAUUUGGGUGAAGGAGAAAUGGAGGAGGCUUGGGCAAGUUGCUGUGGGGGGUGCAGGGGUAGCCAGGUGGAAAGCAUGGCUAGCUGUAGAAAAAUGAUUAUUGAAAUUGUCAAUUAUUGUGAAUUUAUCGGUGGUGACAGUGUUUCCUAGCCUCAGUGCAGUGGGCAGCUGACAGGAGGUGCUCUUAUUCUUCAUGGACUUUAGAGUCCCAGAACGUUUUUGAGUUUGUGCUACAGGAUGCAAGUUUAUUUAAAAAAGCUAGCCUUAGGCUUUUCAGGGAAGUUAUAAGAACAUCCAAAGGUAUAUGAAAUACAAAUGGUAUAGAGAGAAAUAGUUGACACGUCAUAAUUCCUAUAAUAACUACAACCUAAAACUUAACUGGGAAUAUUGAACCACCAGCUUUCAUGUGUUCUGAGCAAAGAACCUAUAUGUUAGCUAUUCACAUGGCACAUUGCACUCUUUCUUCUCCAACUGUUUUUGCAUUAUUUAAAACUAAAUUAAUUGUAUUAAGUUAAAAUUAAAGUUCAUUCAGUAUUGUUGUAAUAGUCAUUUAAAAUAAAUCGGUAUCGGCGUUAAAAUCAGUCGACCGCCUACUUUCGAAUAACCAUGUGCGACACGCACGCGCAGUUAAAAGCCUGCGACGCUAACUGAAGCUGGUUCGCUUUAGAAACCCUGAGUAGAUCUAUACCGAACAAAAAUGUCAAAUCUAGUUUUAUUGGUCACAGAUGUAGCGAAAUACUUGUAAAGUGUUGGUUCCAUAUGCACAAAAAGCUUUUCUGUUUGUGAGCAUUUCUCCUUUGCCAAGAUAAUCCAUCUACCUGACAGGUGUGGUAUAUCAAGAAGCAUGAUCAUUACACUGGGGACAAUAAAAGGCCACUAAAAACGCACGCAAAUGGCAUGCUGAAUACCCACCAGAUCUGUUGCUAGAGAAUUGAAUGUUAUAAGCCACCGCUGCCGUUUUAGAGAAUUUGCCUGUGCAUCCAACCGGCCUCAAUUGCAGACCACUUGUAACCUCCACAUCCAGCUUCUUUACCUGCGGGAUCAUCUGGGACAAACUGAGGAAACUGGGUUUGCACAAACUAUCAGAAACCGUCUCAGGGAAGCUCGUCGUUCUGACUGCCUUUUAGUGGGCAAAUGCUCACCUUCGAUGGCCACUGGCAAAAGUGUGCUCUUCACAGAUGAAUCUGUUUCAACUGUACUGGGAGGUUUGCUGAUGUUAACAAUGCCCCAUGGCGGGGUAAUGGUAUGGGUAGGCAUAAGCUACGGACACAAUUACACUUUAUUGAUGGCAAUUUGAGUACACAGAGAUACCGUGACGAGAUCGAGGCCUACUGUCAUGCCAUUCAUCCGCCACCAUGUUUCAGCAUGAUAAUGCACAGCCCCAUAUCGCAAGGAUCUGUACACAAUUACUGGAAGCUGACAAUGUUCCAGUUCUUCCAUGGCCUGCAUACACGUGUCACCCAUUGAGCAUGUUUGGGAUGCUCUGGAUCGACAGGCGUGUUCCAGUAUAUCAGACAUUGUAGAGGAGUGGGACAACAUUCUACAAUCAACAGCCUGAUCAACUCUAUGCAAAGGAGAUGAUUGUUCUGCAUGAUGCAAAUGGUGGUCACACCAGAUACUGACUGGUUUAUCUAAUUUCCUGGGUAACUAAAUUGCUGCAUUUAAAUUUUUGUUCAAUGUAGCCUGCUUUUUAGGAUACCCCUCAGGUUGGACCAUUCUAGCCAAUGAGAGGGCAGAUACGCAUGUGAACAGGCACAACUCCAAUAAAAUAGUUUCCCCCAAGUUCCAGAAAUUCCACGUGUCCACUUAUUCCGAUGCAUUCGUAACAACCUGAAACUUACAUUCGAUCUAAUAAGCCUCACGUAGCGACCAA
Salvelinus fontinalis (brook trout) is the source of this 7939-nucleotide messenger RNA. RefSeq names its product zinc finger protein ZFP2-like. The record is from RefSeq and is a predicted model, not a curated record. Bases 147 to 1985 code for a protein of 612 amino acids. Lineage: Eukaryota; Metazoa; Chordata; Actinopteri; Salmoniformes; Salmonidae. Gene Ontology annotation, cellular component: nucleus. The transcript is spliced from 2 exons.